This is a messenger RNA of Nanorana parkeri, 890 nucleotides long. RefSeq names its product transmembrane 6 superfamily member 1 (gene TM6SF1). Gene Ontology annotation, cellular component: lysosomal membrane. The record is from RefSeq and is a predicted model, not a curated record. The coding region runs from base 132 to 797 and encodes 221 amino acids. NCBI's taxonomy places the organism in Eukaryota, Metazoa, Chordata, Amphibia, Anura, Dicroglossidae. The transcript is spliced from 7 exons.
AGCAUAGCAAGCUGGUAGCACUGCCAUAGCACAACUGUUUCAAGAGGUGCCCUACAUCAUAAACUCUACCAUCUUUUGAGACAAAGAGCUGGAGAUGCUGCUUUCCUGAAGGAGGCACAAGUUCUACCACCAUGAGCGCGCCUGCUGCAACCGGUGUAUUUAUGUUGUCUUUAUCAGCCAUUCCUGUUACUUACCUUUUCAACUAUGUGUCUACUGUUAAUAGUUGCUGGCCAGUUACAGUUGCUAGUGCUGGGGUUAUGGUGUUCAUAGCAUUAUUAUCCCGUCUGCUUGUCAUUCAGAAACCACCCAAGGAUCCGUUGUUUUAUGUAUAUGCAGUAUUUGCUUUUACCAGCGUGGUGGGUCUUAUCAUUGGCCUGGAACAGGAUGGAAUCAUUGAUGGUUUUAUGACUCUAUAUUUAAAAGAGACUGAGCCAUAUAUGAACACAGCUCAUGGUCACAUGAUCUGCUACUGGGAUGGCACGGCUCAUUACCUGAUGUACCUACUUAUGGUUGCAGCGAUCGCUUGGGAUCAAAACUACAGGACAAUUGGCCUUUAUUGGACUGGAUCUAUUAUAAUGAGUAUGGUUGUCUUCAUUCCUGGAAACUUUGCAGAUGUUGGUGUAUAUGUUCUAUUCAGUUCCAUGCAAUCUAAUUACGUUGUAUGGUUUGCUGGUUCCUGGAUGUACUUGGGUGCCAGACUUGACUCUUAUUCAUGCCGGGGGAUUAGCUCAGGCCCAGUUCUCUCACAUUGGUGCUUCUCUCCACGCUCGGACUCCUUACAUCCACAGAGUUCCUGAGGAAGCCAGGCUUUUAUUUUUAUUUACAAAUAUACUCUUUGCAUCGGUUCCACAGUUAUUGGCUCAUCGGUGUAUCAGUGAACCAGAAUUUUU